CCCCGGCCAAACAAAAUGGCGUCGCAGCGGUCUCGAAAUACAGCAACCUUUCGGAGGCGGAGAAGAAGACGCUGCGACUGAAGAUCCUGAAGAAUAUUGUCAUCAUCUCCAUUGCUUUCGUCUUCCUCUUCACCAGUUACAAUUCGAUGGCGAACCUUCAGUCUUCGAUUAACGAGUAGAGUGACGGCACAGCCUCCCUCUCCACCCUCUACGCCGCCCUCGUCGUCUCCUGCUGCUUCGUCCCCUCUUGGCUCAUCAAGAAGCUGAGGACCAAAUACACCAUGGCGCUCUGCAUGCUGGGCUACUCGACCUACAUAGCCGCCCAAUUCUACCCGGAGAUCUACACGCUCGUGCCCACGGCCAUCAUUCUGGGCAUGGGAGCAGCGCCCAUGUGGUCGGCCAAGUGCACCUACUUGACGAAGGUCAGUUUCUCUUUUAUUGGGGGUUGACAGCGAGUGAUCAUUACCCGCUUCUUCGGGAUCUUCUUGUUCUUCCAGUCGACGCAGGGGGGGGGGAACCUCAUCUCCUCGUCGGUGCUCUCCGUGGGCGUGGGCGCGCCGAACAAGACCGAGGCCGACCUGGCUGUGUGCGGCAUCAACUUCUGCCCUUGGGACCAGAACACGACCGGCAGCUCCAACGCCACGUCUUCCAGCGAGGACGACCAGAUCCCCAAGUGGCAGAUCUACACCAUGGCCUCCAUCUACCUCUGCUUCUCCCUCUUCGCCUCCGUCAUUAUCGUCCUCUUUGUGGAUCCUCUCAAAAGCUUCGGCGAGGACGAAGACAACAGCGCCAACUCGAGCAAGUCUGGCGUCCAGCUCCUGGUGGCUUCCUUCAACCACAUGAGGCACCCCUACCAGUUGCUGAUCAUUCCCCUCACCAUCUGGUCGGGGGUCGAGCAGGCUUUCAUCGGCGCUGAUUACACGGCUGCCUACGUCUCCUGCGGCCUGGGUGUCCACAUGGUCGGCUACGUCAUGAUCUGCUACGGGGUUUGCGACGCUAUCUGCUCCAUCAGCUUCAGCCCUCUCGUCAAGAUCUUCGGGCGUAUCCCUGUCUUCACCAUGGGCUUCGCCAUCAACCUGGGCAUCAUCGUAACCCUGAUCUACUGGAUGCCCCGCCCCGACGACCUGCCCAUCUUCUUCGUUAUAUCGGGGUUGUGGGGCGUGUCCGACGCCGUGUGGCAGACGCAGAUCAAUGCUCUCUACGGCGUGAUCUUCCCCGGCGAGUCCGAGGCAGCCUUCAGCAACUACCGCCUGUGGGAGAGCAUGGGCUUCAUCAUCGCCUACGCCUGCAGCACCGUCAUCUGCAUCGAGGCCAAGAUCACGAUCCUCCUGGUCUUCAUCUCCCUCGGCGCCGUCGGGUAUUACGUCAUCGAGGCGAUCGAGUGGCGGGGGGGGCUCCGGAAGGACGCGGAGGGGAAGGUCGUCCCCGUUGACAAGUUGUUUGUGGAGUGAGGGGGUCGGGGUUUUUUUUUUGGGGGGAGG
Molecule: messenger RNA, 1481 nt
Organism: Penaeus vannamei (Pacific white shrimp)
Lineage: Eukaryota; Metazoa; Arthropoda; Malacostraca; Decapoda; Penaeidae
Source: RefSeq, a predicted model, not a curated record